AUGAAUACAGAAACUUUUACUUACAAAACAAACGAAUCUCUUGCUGGUGCACAUGAACUUGCAAAGAGUUUAGGACAUGCUCAGUUGAUUCCGCUACACCUUGCAUCAACUUUGAUUUCUGAUACCAAUGGUAUAUUUUUCCAAGCAAUUUCCAAUGUUGGUGGUGAAGAACAUUCACACGCCGUGGGAAAAGUUUUGAAACAAGAAUUGAAGAAAUUGGCUACUCAAUCUCCUCCACCAGAUGAUAUACCGGCUAGUUCUUCAAUUGUUAAACUCAUUAGGAGAGCACAGGCGGCACAGAAGUUGUGCGGCGACACUCAUUUAGGGGUUGAUUUGUUGUUAUUGGAAAUUGUUGAGGAUUAUCAAAUUGGUUUCUUGUUGAAACAAUCUGGUGUGGAUGUUUCUAGGGUUAAAAUGGAGGUUGAAAUGGUUCGCGGCGAUGGUAAAGAAGAGAAGAAAGUCAAUAGCGCUUCUGCUGACAUGAAUUUUCAUGCUUUGAAAAUUUAUGGUAGAGACUUGGUUGAACAAGCGGGGAAACUUGAUCCUGUUAUUGGACGCGAUGAAGAGAUAAGAAGAGUUGUGAGGAUUUUGUCAAGAAGGACUAAGAAUAAUCCGGUUCUUAUCGGUGAGCCGGGUGUUGGAAAAACAGCUGUUGUUGAAGGACUGGCUCAGAGAAUAGUUAAAAGAGAUGUUCCGAGCAAUUUGGCCGAUGUUAAGUUAGUUGCUUUGGAUAUGGGCGCAUUAGUUGCUGGUGCUAAGUAUAUGGGAGAAUUUGAAGAGAGGUUGAAGGCGGUUUUGAAAGAAGUGGAAGAUGCUGAAGGGAAGGUUAUUCUUUUCAUCGAUGAAAUUCAUCUUGUUCUUGGCGCUGGUCGAACUGAUGGAGCGAUGGAUGCUGCCAAUCUUUUCAAGCCUAUGCUUGCUCGUGGCCAACUUAGAUGCAUUGGGGCAACAACUCUCCAUGAAUAUAGAAAAUAUGUGGAAAAGGAUGCAGCAUUUGAAAGGAGGUUUCAACAGGUUUAUGUUGCUGAACCUAGCGUGCCGGAUGCUAUUAGUAUUCUCCGCGGAUUAAAAGAGAAAUACGAGGGCCAUCAUGGUGUUAGAAUUCAAGACCGCGCAAUAGUUAUUGCAGCUCAGUUGUCUAGUCGGUACAUAUCUGGGCGCUAUCUUCCUGAUAAAGCAAUUGAUUUAGUCGAUGAGGCUUGUGCAAAUGUUAGAGUUCAACUUGAUAGUCAACCAGAGGAAAUUGACAUCCUUGAAAGGAAGAGAAUGCAACUCGAAGUUGAACUUCAUGCAUUGGAGAAAGAGAAUGACAAAGCUAGCAAAGCUCGUCACGCAGAUGUGCGGGAAGAGCUUGACGACAUAAGAGACAAGCUUCAGCCUCUGAUCAUGAAGUAUACAAAAGAGAAAGAGAGGAUUGAUGAGAUUCGAAGGCUGAAGCAGAAACGUGAAAAGCUUAUCAUGUCACUAGAGGAGGCUGAGAGGCGGUAUGAUCUAGCAAGAGCUGCAGACCUACGAUAUGGGGCAAUCGAUGAGGUGGACAAUGCAAUAAAAAAACUUGAAGGGAGCACUGAUGGGAACACAGAUGAGAGUUUGAUGUUGACAGAAACUGUUGGACCAGAUCAAAUAGCUGAGGUUGUUAGCCGAUGGACCGGUAUACCCGUGACUCGGCUCGGCCAAAAUGAGAAAGAAAGGUUAGUUGGACUUGGUGACAGAUUGCACAAUAGAGUUGUGGGACAAGACCAAGCAGUUAAUGCUGUUGCUGAUGCUGUGUUGAAAUCAAGAGCUGGUUUAGGAAGACCUCAACAACCAACUGGUUGCUUCCUAUUCCUCGGUCCAACCGGUGUUGGUAAAACAGAACUUGCUAAAGCUCUUGCUGAACAAUUCUUUGAUAAUGAAAAUCAGUUAGUGCGGAUGGACAUGUCGGAAUACAUGGAACAACACUCUGUAUCAAGAUUGAUUGGUGCACCACCAGGAUAUGUUGGACAUGAGGAAGGUGGACAAUUGACUGAAGCUGUAAGGAGAAGACCAUACAGUGUAUUACUUUUUGAUGAAGUGGAGAAAGCACAUACAUCUGUAUUCAACACUCUUCUUCAAGUCUUAGAUGAUGGGAGAUUAACCGAUGGACAAGGCAAAACUGUUGAUUUUAAGAACACAAUCAUUAUCAUGACCUCAAACCUUGGCGCCGAGCAUCUCCUAAAAGGACUUUCAGGAAAGUGUACCAUGGAAGUUGCUCAAGAGCAAGUAAUGCAGGAAGUAAAAAAGCAUUUCCGGCCAGAAUUGUUGAACCGAUUGGACGAGAUAGUUGUAUUCGAUCCUCUUUCUCACGAUCAAUUGAGGAAGGUUGCAAGGUUGCAAAUGAAGGAUGUAGCUAGUCGUCUUGCUGAGAAAGGAAUUGCAUUGGCAGUUACAGAUGCAGCAAUAGAUUAUAUACUUGCUCAGAGCUAUGACCCUGUGUAUGGUGGUAGACCAAUUAGAAGGUGGAUUGAGAAGAAGGUGGUGGUAGAGCUAUCUAAGAUGCUUAUAAGGGAAGAAAUUGAUGAGAAUACAACGGUUUUCAUUGAUGCUGAUCCUAAUGGAAGUGGUUUGGUAUACCGUGUGGAAAAUAAUGGAUCUAUUGUUAAUGCUGAAAAUGGAGUUAAGUCAGAUAUUUUUAUUCAGAUACCAAAAAGUGAUGCUACUAGGCCUGCCAAAAAAAUGAGAAUUGAGGAAAGUAAUGAUGAUGAUGAUGAUAUUUUAAUGUUAGAGUUUCCUUCAAAAUAA
Messenger RNA from Vicia faba (fava bean), 2760 nucleotides. NCBI's taxonomy places the organism in Eukaryota, Viridiplantae, Streptophyta, Magnoliopsida, Fabales, Fabaceae. The record is from the annotation of a GenBank genome assembly.